This is a messenger RNA of Ciona intestinalis (vase tunicate), 901 nucleotides long. Lineage: Eukaryota; Metazoa; Chordata; Ascidiacea; Phlebobranchia; Cionidae. The record is from RefSeq and is a predicted model, not a curated record.
AAGAAAAUGCUACAGAUUAAACCUGUUAAAUGUUACCACAGAUUAAACCCUCCACAAUGAUAUGCUUGAUGGUAUCGAUAAGCAACCUCCCCACCAGUGAACCACCGGCAGCAUCGUCCCCCCCACCUCAACAGGAUGUAUUACUACAAUCACUAAGUGUGUUCGCCGCUCAUCUGGAUCUUGGGAGUAGCGGCAAGUUUGAAUACAGCACGCCAAGUAUUAAAGCCAUGGUCCAACGCAGCGUACCAACCAACCAUGGUCAAUACGCCGACGUUGUAUUCGUGGAUUCAAAUUCAAACAAACCAAUCAGAGCGCUUGUACCGAGCGCUACCAUGGCGAUGGUUGCCAACAAGUCACAUGACCCCCACCCGGUGUUCAAUGUUGCCUUUUUCCUUCACCGCGAUAAUUCUCUUUUCCCCCCCUCGAGUAACGUGCCGUACAAACCUACCCAGGUAUUAUCCGCACAAAUCAACCUGACAUCGGUGAAGCGACUUCAACAGCCGUUCCAAUACAAUCUUCCACUCCCUGAUGAACAAAUCAAUACGAAACGUAUAUAUCGUUGUGGUUAUUGGAACGUGGAAGCGCAGGAUUGGAUGUUCGAUGGUUGCCAAGCAACGGGAACCCCCGGCGACCCCGAGUGUUUGUGCGAUCACAUGACCAACUUCGGACUUCUUGUCCAAACGAUCCCAAGUCCUCCCAACUUUUCAUUGCAAAUAUUUGGGAAGGUUUGUCUCUCAAUAUCUAUUGUGUGUUUUGGGUUGAUUAUCAUCAUACACCUCAAAUAUGAGUAAGUCAUAUGGUGGAAAGCAUGAGGCAUGAGGCAUAGGCGUAACUUAGGGGGGCGGUUGUGACAGGUUACCCAGCUUUUGAAACAGUGGUGAUAUCAUGCGCUUUAAUACCC